GUCAUUUUAGUAACUAUGAGCGCUGAAUUAGGUUUCCCGGGUUCAGGUUGUUUAUGUUCUGGAAGCGGCCGGGUGUGUAUCUAACUUGCGAAAAAAGUGAUUCGUCUCCUCUGUGUUUUUGGCCAUAUAUUCGCAACUGAAAACGUGGCCGCAUUGCUAGCGAGCGAAGUCAGACAUGGCAUCCAACUCGUUCAAAACCCACAAUGAAGCGUGGCAACAACAACAAUAACUUUCUUGCCUGUCCAACGUCCAAAGCAGCACAACCCACCACGCAUCGGAGGCUGCAGAGACUCUCUGUUAUGCUGCUUAGUUCCCCGCAGAUACUCGGCACAUAUUAAAAAAAUCCGUUAAAGGGUGUUCUUUUAUUUUUUGUCUCAUUUUUGGGUUUCGGAGAAAGAUGGAUUUUUGAACCGAACAGUGUGAUAGCGAGGGGGCUGGACAGAGAGAAACAGAGAGAUGACUCAGAUGAAAGGAGGGGUUGAAAUGAGGCUGUGUGAGGAGUUUUCACCUAGGUAUUACGGGCUUUGCUCUGUUGGAGGAAUGCUCAGUGCUGGGACUACCCAUCUUGCUAUCACGCCCCUCGAUGUCUUGAAAGUGAAUAUGCAGGUGAAUCCGAUCAAAUAUAAUGGAAUUUCUUCAGGAUUGUCAACCCUCUGGAGAGAACAAGGCCCUUCUUCUCUUUGGAGAGGUUGGUCAGGAAAGCUUUUUGGAUAUGGCAUUCAAGGCGGCUUCAAAUUUGGUCUCUAUGAAUACUUCAAGAAGCUUUACUCUGAUGCAUUGGUAGAUCGUAGCAGGAGUUUCAUAUUCUUUCUCAGCAGUGCAUCUGCUCAAGUAUUUGCUGAUGUGGCUCUCUGUCCUUUCGAAGCUGUGAAAGUUCGUGUUCAAACGCAGCCCAAUUUUGCAAAGGGCCUGCUUGAUGGUGUUCCAAAAUUAUAUAGAACCGAAGGACUCUCUGGCUUUUACAAAGGACUCUUUCCACUUUGGGGUCGAAAUCUUCCAUUCUCCAUGAUAAUGUUCUCAACAUUUGAGCAUUCCGUGGAAUUUAUAUAUCGCGAUAUUAUCCAAAGGAGAAAGGAAGAUUGCUCAAGAGCCCAACAACUUGGUGUUACAUGUUUAGGUGGCUAUGGAGCUGGAGCAGUUGGUACUGUCAUCUCGAACCCAGCUGACAACAUUGUUUCCUCUCUUUACAACAAACAGGCUGAAAAUGUGAUGCAGGCAGUGAAGAAAAUUGGGCUUGUUAAUCUUUUUACUAGAAGUCUUCCUGUUCGGAUUACACUCGUUGGCCCUGUUGUGACUUUACAGUGGUUCUUCUAUGACACCAUUAAAGUGCUUAGUGGACUGCCCACUAGUGGAGGGCUUAGCAGGCACAUGGAAGAAGCUAAUGUAUCAGCUUAAGGUCAUCAGAAGAGGGCCAAAAAAAGUUUGAUCUGGUCAAUUUCAAGACUGCAAGAAAUUCCUCACCGUUGAAGAAGAUAUACAAAGAACUCUAUAGCCUGCCGAAACAGGACACACAGCCUGCCUUUUCUAAUCUGAAUGUUACACUACAGCUAACAACUGGUAAAGGUGAUUCACAAUCAUACAAGCUAGUGCUUACUUAAAACAAUAAUAAUCAUCCAAGUUAGCUGGUAGCAAUCACCAGCACCUGCUUAUUGGAUUUUACUUAAAACAAUAACAAUCAUCUAGUGGGUUGUAGCUGCAAUUGUUUAGAAUGUCAUUUUUAAAUAAGUGGGUUCCUUUCAUCCACUUUAGUCACUCA
Messenger RNA from Carya illinoinensis, 1756 nucleotides. Its product is annotated as mitochondrial phosphate carrier protein 1, mitochondrial. Gene Ontology annotation, biological process: mitochondrial phosphate ion transmembrane transport. The record is from RefSeq and is a predicted model, not a curated record. Gene Ontology annotation, molecular function: phosphate transmembrane transporter activity. The coding region runs from base 457 to 1395 and encodes 312 amino acids. Gene Ontology annotation, cellular component: mitochondrial inner membrane. The transcript has 6 exons. Lineage: Eukaryota; Viridiplantae; Streptophyta; Magnoliopsida; Fagales; Juglandaceae.